Sphaeroforma arctica JP610 is the source of this 633-nucleotide messenger RNA. RefSeq lists its product as hypothetical. The transcript has a single exon. Bases 196 to 483 code for a protein of 95 amino acids. NCBI's taxonomy places the organism in Eukaryota, Ichthyosporea, Ichthyophonida. The record is from RefSeq and is a predicted model, not a curated record.
GCCUUGUUGCCUGUGGUGCUUGAGGUCCAAGGAUUGUGGACUUUCAAUAAUGCUCGGUGCUCACCGCCUCACCAUUAGCGAUAUGCAUCAGGGGUGAGGUGUUCGGUAUGGUUCACAUACUUAUAAAUAGUGGCUGGGCGUCCUCUUUGCAUAUCACACAAUUCAACAAUUGAAUACUUAUAACAAACAAACACAAUGAUCAACGAUUUCAUUAACCGAUCCGAAACCGGUGAGAAAUAUUCCGGCGAGAUCGAGUAUGAGAACAUGCAACGUCUGCCCCGUCUAGAAGGAUGCUCCCCCUCAAGCGGCCGUCGUCAUUUCAAUGACCUUGUGAACCACAACGAAAAUGGUGCUAAGUACUCGAUGGGCGAGACAGACGAGCGGAUGUGCCGCCUCCCCCGAUUACCGAGACGCCGAAGUGCAUUUGUGGUAGACACUAAUGUAUUUGAUUCCGAGUCAGAUGAGUGCUGCAACUGGAGCUAAUAAAACCGACCGAGUAUCAGAUAUUAGCGCUCACAUCCUGUAGCUUGAGCCGAGCGAGCGACAGAUCGGAAUCUCUUCCCGGCUGGACACAUCAUAUAUAUUAAGCAACUUUAUGUAAGCUGCAAUCAAAUAAACAUAUUCAAUAUCAGU